Molecule: messenger RNA, 2214 nt
Organism: Chlorella variabilis
Lineage: Eukaryota; Viridiplantae; Chlorophyta; Trebouxiophyceae; Chlorellales; Chlorellaceae
Exons: 12
Coding region: 1-2214 (737 amino acids)
Biological process (GO): cell wall pectin biosynthetic process
Cellular component (GO): Golgi apparatus
Molecular function (GO): arabinosyltransferase activity
Source: RefSeq, a predicted model, not a curated record
AUGUCGCGGCCAGGCGACGCUGCGGCUGCUGCUGGGCGUGGCAAGCGGUUCCGCAGCAGCGGCGGCGGCGGUGGAGACGCUGUGACAGGAGGUGCUGGGUUCCUGGCUGGAGUGGCCUGUGCCCUUCUGUUUGCCCUGUGGAAGCAUGCGCAUGGGGAACUGCUGGUGCCCUCCGCCCUGCUUUCCAGCGAGGUCUCUGCCGAGUUCAACACCUCGGCAGCAGCCGUGGGGCAGGUUCGGGGCAGUGCCACAGCAGGCACAGAUGCCCGCAAGGCCGCCCAGCCUGUCAACUUCACAGGCACAAAAGACUGGACCUCCGCCGUGACCGCUGCCGCAAUGGCAGCAGCGGACGCAGUAGAGCACCAGAUUGACGUGGACAGCCUACCCAUAUUAUUCCUAUCUUAUGGAAACGCCGCCUAUUUCAACUUUGUGCACAACUGGGCUGUCAGCGUGCAGCAGAUCGGCGCCCCCUACGUGAUCGGAUCCUUUGACGACGCCAUGCUGGAUCUGUGCGCCAACCACAGCCUGCCCUGCGUGCGAGCCCAGUUUGCCACCGCCGACGACUUCCGAACCAACUUUGCUGCAUUCAGGGCCAUGGGGGCUGUCCUUCUUGUGCUGGAGAUUUUGGAGCGGCACCCCAAGCUGCCGCUGCUGGUGGUCAGCGACAGCGACACGGUCUGGCUACGGCAGCCCUGGACAUACUUCGACCAGCGGCCAGCGGCAGACUUCUUCAUCUCAACAGACUGCAACAGCAUCGAGGCGAGUGCGCCCUGCUGUGGCGUACAGCAGCUGCACCUGGCUCAGGCACAAGCGUUAGCCCUGCAGAUGGAGGACAGGUGGCAGCCCAACAACCCGUUGCCCAGCUGCGGCCACAUCCCCGGCAACUGGGGCUUUGCCUUCAACACCGGCCUGUUUGCGGUGCGCAACCGCCCCGCUUCCCGCCGCUUCCUGCGGGAAUGGGUGGACAUGCUGACGGACCCAGCCAAGGAGAAGGAUCAGCACGGCCGAGGUGUGGAGGACCAGCUGGCUCUCAACCUGCUGUUUGACGCAGAUGGCAGCAUGGAAACCCAUGGCACCAAAAGAGCAGGAGACGACGAGCCCCGCACCAUCCUGGUUUACAAUGGCACGCUGCGGGUACAGACGCUGCCGGUGGUGCUGUUUUCGGGCGGCCACGUCGCCUUUGUUCAGCGCACACCUUGGAAGCACGGCAUGCAGCCCAUUGUCAUCCACAUGACCUACCAGCGGUGGUGGAGCGACGGCAAGCGCGCCCGCCUGCGCGAGUUUGGGCUGUGGCACAUCGACCCCCCCGCCUACUGCGGCGCCGGGCCCGGCGCCCCGCUCAAGCUGCUGACGUAUGAAAACGGGGUGGCAGAGUUUGUGGAGGAUGUGGCCAAGCAGCGGUAUCCCGGGGCGGUGGAGAUGCCUCUGUUUUACAAGAUGUGGCUGGCCAUGACGUACCAGAUCGCGGCGUUCAGGGAUGCGCUGGCGGCGGCGCGCAUGCUGGGCCGUGCUGUGGUGCUGCCCACGCUGUGGUGCUGGUGCGACUACGACGAGGGCCCAGACAUCCUGCAGACCUGCAUCAACCCGAGCGCCGACUAUGCGGUGCCCUUCCGCUGCCCGCUGGACUACAUGCUCGACCUGGAGAUCAUCGACUGGCAGCAGCUCAACUACCGCAACGCCGGCUUCCUGGACCUGCCGCAGGUCCCGGCCUCCAUCCGCAACAGCCGGGCGGUGGUGCAGAUAGCGGGCGCCAAGCCGGCUGACCCCUUCCCUCGGGCAGCGAGCUUGGUGGGCGACGCCGUGACGGUGUGGCCGGGCAUCUCCCAGGCAGAUAUGCAGCGGGUGAUCCAACCAGUGGAGUCUGUGGCGGUGCUCGAGCUCAGAGGCUUUGUGCCCGGCUUCUUAGGCACCUGGACUGACGCAGGGCAGGCGGCACAGUUUGACGAGGGGUGGGCAUGGAGCAUGGGGGAGGCACGGUGGUGCUGCUCCUCGUGGGGACCACACGACGAGGAGUACCGCACACUCAACUACGCCUACCCGCAGCUGUUCAAAGAUGGGUGGCAGCCCUGGUCUGCUCCCAUGAUGAAGCCGCCCGACUGGUGCGACGAGGUCAGCGAGCACGGGGGCAACCGCCGCUUCACGACGCUGCCGCAGCACCCCUGCAAGUUCCUGCGGGAGCCGGGCGACGCGGCGGCGGGAAGAGGGGCGGGAUAG